Molecule: messenger RNA, 1629 nt
Organism: Penicillium nucicola
Lineage: Eukaryota; Fungi; Ascomycota; Eurotiomycetes; Eurotiales; Aspergillaceae
Product: putative MFS sugar transporter
Exons: 8
Coding region: 1-1629 (542 amino acids)
Biological process (GO): transmembrane transport; carbohydrate transport
Cellular component (GO): membrane
Molecular function (GO): carbohydrate:proton symporter activity
Source: RefSeq, a predicted model, not a curated record
AUGGGAUACACAACGCUGUGGAAGCGUCUGUCGCCGCGUCAGCUGAAUGUGGCCAUUCAGACCUUCUCACUGAUCUCAAUCUUCUUUGAAGGGUAUGACCAGGGUGUGAUGGGAGGCGUGAAUAGCUCACCGACAUAUGUAACCGAGGUCGGCAUCGGAAACGCUGAUGGGACAGUCACCAACACCACGCAUCAGGGAGGCAUUGUCAGCGUGUACUACCUGGGCGCGAUCUUCGGUUGCUUUGCUGGAGGCUGGCUUGCAGAUCGAGUCGGUCGGAUCAACGGCCUACUGGCUGGCUCACUGUUCGCCUUGGUCGGGGGCGCGUUGCAGGCGGCAGCUCAAAAUUCGAACUUCAUGAUCUGCGCGCGAGUAGUUACAGGAAUCGGCACCGGUGCGCUGACCGGGAUCACUCCUGUAUUGGUCUCCGAGACCUCUUCGGCGAAUCAUCGUGGUGGAUUUUUAGGUUAUGUGUUCAUUGCCAACUAUCUCGGUAUUUCCAUCGCAUAUUGGAUCUCCUUCGGACUCGCGUUUGUCAACAAUGGGUACUCGGACGUACGAUGGCGGUUUUUGCUCGCAUUCCAGUGUUUCCCGGCGCUCCUCCUGGCAGCAGGCAUCAAAAUGUUGCCGGACAGUCCUCGCUAUCUGGCCUCAGUGGGGAGGAAGGAAGAAGCACGCGACCUGCUGAACAGGAUUCGUGGGGGCCAAACCCCUCAAGAAGAUAUCGAUCGCGAAUAUCUCGAGAUUGUCACAGCCGCUCAGGACAGCAAGCCCAGCUCGCCAGUUGAGUUUGUCAAGAUUCUGAUUGGAAAGGGUGGAAAGCCAGGGUUAAAUCUGGGCCGACGCGCAUGGCUGUGUGUUUGGCUUCAAAUAAUGGCGUCUUGGACUGGUAUCACUGCCGUGACUGCGUACUCCCCAACACUUCUGGCUCAAGCUGGUUAUAGUGACAUCAAACAAAAUGGCUUGGCCGGAGGUAUUAAUACGAUUGGAAUCAUUGGUACUAUUAUCAGCGCUCAGAUCAUUGAUCGCCUGGGCCGGCGUGUGUGUUUGAUGGGCGGAGCUGCUGUUUUGUUCGCAGUCAACCUAAUUGCGGGAGCUGUUUAUGAAGGAUCUUUGCACAACCCUGAAAAGGCAGCUCAAUAUGCGCCGGGCGCGGUCACUAUGCUGUUUUUGUUCAACCUGGGAUAUGCCGCAACUUGGGGCACAGUUGCCUUUUUAGUCCCCACUGAGAUCUUCCCGAGUGAUCUGCGAGCUCAAGGCAAUGGAUUCGGAAUCACUGGGUGGGCUAUCGGUGUUGGUAUGACCACUUUGGUCAACCCGAUCAUGUUCAAUGUCAUGACUAGCCGUACAUACUUCCUAUUUGCUGGUCUCAACCUGAUCUGGAUUCCCAUUGUCUAUCUCUUCUACCCCGAAACCCGCAAUCGAUCCCUCGAAUCUAUUGAUGCCCUGUUCUCGACCUCCAGUCCCUUCUACUGGAAGAUGGAACAGGCUUAUAAACUCCACGGUGAUGUUCUUGCUGAGCAUGGCGUCACAAAGAGUGAAGAAGACCUGGAGAUUGGCAAGACCAAACUUACUUCGAUCCCGGCCGAAAUCGAUUCCGAACGCUCGACCACCGAACCUGCGACCGUCUAA